AUGUAUGAAAAAGAUGAAACUGAAUCACCUUCAACAUUUGUUAAACCUGAUGAUUCUCUGACAUUUGUCAAUAUUACCAGUCGACAUACUCCAGUACAAAGUGUUAUUGUAGCACCUAUGCAAUUAAAUACUUUAAAACAAUCUUCAACAUCAGAUCCUGUUCUUACUCGUCUUGAAAAAAAUGGUUUUACAACAUCAUCAAAUAGUCGACCACCAAGUGCAACUAAUGUUAAACGAUCUUCUGAAGAUAAAGAUCUCAAAUGUAUAAAUGCUGCUCUAGAAAUUGAACGAAAUCGUCUUGUUGAAUUUAUUCAAACAUUACAAAAACGUCUUGACAAUGCUAAUACACAACUUGUUGAACAAGAAAAUAAAUUAAUUGAACAACGUAAAAUGAAUGUUCGUCUAGAAAAAGAUAUGGAAAAAGUUAAACUUGAUUUAAAUAAUGUAAAAAAUCGAACAGUAAAAGGACGUGGAGCAAUACCAUCAGUACCAAAAUCAGCAUCUAUACAAUCAGAUAAUCAUGAAACAAUUGAAGAACUUGAAAUACGUCUAACACUUAAAGCCGAAGAAAAUGAUGCACUAAAAAAUGCACUUAAAUCAAUGUUAGAUGCUAAAGAAGAAGAUUUAAAAUUAUAUAAUGAAACAAUACAAUCAGUUAAAGAUAUUUUUCUACAAGGAAUUCAACAUUAUAAACCUUUACAAACAACAAGAGGGUCAACAUAA
This is a messenger RNA of Rotaria sp. Silwood2, 723 nucleotides long. The record is from the annotation of a GenBank genome assembly. NCBI's taxonomy places the organism in Eukaryota, Metazoa, Rotifera, Eurotatoria, Philodinida, Philodinidae.